This is a messenger RNA of Linum tenue, 1745 nucleotides long. Lineage: Eukaryota; Viridiplantae; Streptophyta; Magnoliopsida; Malpighiales; Linaceae. The record is from the annotation of a GenBank genome assembly.
UGCAGACCCUUUUUGCCGCCGAUCUCCGUCGUAAUCCCAAAAUUAGCAGUUCCCCUUUUCCAAGCCGAUUCUCUCAGCAAGUAAACGACCAUGUCCGAUCACCUUCCCGCCGAUGUUGUCACCAGAAUUCUCGUCCGUCUGCCGGUGGCCGCACUUCUGCGCUGCCGCUCCGUCUCCCGAUCUUGGCGGGCACUGAUCGACAGCCCGACGUUCAUCAAGCUCCAAAUCGAACACUCGGCCGCCACCGGCGAAAACGCCAUCCUCUACAUCAGCGAAUCCCGCGGCGACUACGUCGUCGCCGAGUACUUGAACGGCCUCCGCCGCGGAAUCGCUCGCACCCCUCCUGCGCAAACUGGCGGCACCGAGCCGCGCCAGGUCGUUGCCCUCUUGGGAUCGUGCAACGGGCUGCUCUGCUUCGCCUGCGACUGGGAAAAGGUAAUCGUAUCGAAUCCCGCCACUAGAACCGAUUGCUUGUUGCCGUUUACACUCCUCUUCAAAUCACACACAGUGGGAACUUACCGCUACUACGACGGCAGCCGUAACGUAAUUUACAACCACGGGUACGGAUUCGGGCACGAUCCCAUCUCCGACGACUAUAAGGUGGUCCAGAUUGUCCAGCUGUUCAAGCCCGAAGUUCAUUCUCUCAAUUCUCACUUGGUUAGCUAUGGGGUUAGGUCGAAUUCUCAGGUAGACGUGGAAUUCCCCUAUGUGCUAUUUGAUUCCCGGGAUAUAGGUGUGUUUGUGGGUGGGGCUAUGCAUUGGAUAGUUGGUAAACUAGAGGAUCCGAACAGUGAGGAUUUCGAUCCGGAUCCGGAUAUCGUGCUGGUUGGCUUUGAUUUAGGGCGCAAUGAGUCCAGGGAGUUGCCACAGCCAAAGUACACUAAUGGUGGGGAAUCUUUCACCUUCAAACUUGGUGAGUUGGGUAAGUGUUUGUGUAUCUUUGCUGAUUACAAGGAUCGGUAUGUGGAGGCUUGGAUGAUGAAAGAGUAUGGUGUUAAGGAAUCAUGGAGCAUACUGUUCUCGGUUCCAUAUCCCGGAUUAUGUUUCAGUGAUACGAUCAAUCCUCUGGGAUUCUCGGUGACCGGUCAGGAGGUUCUUCUGCAAUUGGAUGGCAAGAGGCUUGUUUGGUAUGACAUGAAGGAUCCUAUGAAGGUUGUUGCUGCAGAGGAGAUCACCGUCAAUGGGUUGAAGGGGGAGUCCUUGGAUGCAGUUGUAUGCUAUGGAAGCCUGGUUUCGCCCGGUGCCAAGAUUCCACAGCCCAAAGAGGAAGUGAGAGUUGACAAGCAACAAGAGAAACCAGGACCCCGAAGGAAGAAGAAGACCCAAAGGAACAAGAGGGAUGAAUUCUUGGCUAGUGGGUUCAAGCUGAAGCUGUAGUCAGUUGAAAAGGGUUCAUUUCUUCGUUACUUGGAUGCUAUGAUAUAUGGAAUAGGGUAGAAGAAGAAGUUAGUUUAUAGGAUAAUGCAGUGGAGUAGUAUGGCCGGUGGGGAUGAGGAGUAGUUUGUCUCCCACACUACAUUUUGAGGCAUUUUGGGCCAUUUUUAGCAUAUAUGAUGUUAGGAGGUUGGCAACCAAAUAGCAUCAGACAAGAUUGCAGUUGGUGCAUGGAGUUUAUUACUUGGAACGAAUAUGGUAUAUGUUAAACCUUAUGGGUGCCUCAUCAUAUUUUGACCCAGUUAUUUGGAUGAAAUGGUUUGUUUUUGGAAUCGGUUGUAGCAGAAUGAUUAGUAUUUUAUAUUCAUGAG